GGUCACUGUUACUACCACGGACACGUGCAAGGAUACUCUGGCUCCACAGCCAGUCUCAGCACUUGCUCUGGCCUCAGGGGACUUAUUACAUUUGAAAAUAACACCUAUAUCUUGGAACCAAUGAAAAAUGAAAUGAACACAUACAAGCUCUUCCCGGUGGAGAACCUGAAGGGCACCUGGGGAUCCUGUGGAUCACAGCACAGCACGUCUGCGCUCGCUGCAGAGAACAGGCUCCGGCCACCCUCCCAGACGUGGGCAAGAAGGCAUAAAAGAGAGACCCUCAAGAUGACCAAGUACGUAGAGCUGGUUAUCGUAGCAGACAACCGGGAGUUUCAGAGGCAAGGAAAAGAUCUGGAAAAAGUUAAGCAGCGAUUAAUAGAGAUCGCUAAUCACGUUGACAAGUUUUACAGACCACUGAACAUUCGGAUAGUGCUGGUGGGCGUGGAGGUGUGGAAUGACAUCGACAAAUGCUCUAUAAGUCAGGACCCGUUCACAAGCCUCCAUGAAUUUCUGGACUGGAGAAAGAUGAAGCUUCUACCUCGCAAAUCGCAUGACAAUGCCCAGCUUAUCAGUGGGGUUUAUUUCCAAGGGACCACCAUUGGCAUGGCACCAAUCAUGAGCAUGUGCACCGCAGAGCAGUCGGGAGGGAUCGUCAUGGACCAUUCCGACAGCCCCCUGGGCGCCGCCGUGACCCUGGCCCAUGAGCUGGGCCACAACUUCGGAAUGAACCACGACACACUGGAGCGAGGCUGUGGCUGCAGUGUGGCCGCUGACAAAGGAGGCUGCAUCAUGAACCCCUCCACCGGGUUCCCAUUCCCCAUGGUGUUCAGCAGCUGUAGCAAGAAGGACCUGGAAGUCAGCCUGGAGAAGGGCGUGGGGAUGUGCCUCUUUAACCUGCCGGAAGUGAAGCAGUCUUUCGGGGGCCAGAAGUGCGGGAACGGCUACGUGGAACAAGGAGAGGAGUGUGACUGUGGGGAGCCCGAGGAAUGUCUGAAUCUCUGCUGCAACGCCACCACGUGCACGCUGAGGCCCGACGCUGUGUGCGCCCACGGGCUGUGCUGUGAAGACUGCCAGCUGAAACCUGCGGGGACAGCAUGCAGGGACUCCAGCAACUCCUGUGACCUCCCAGAGUUCUGCACGGGAGCCAGCCCACACUGCCCCGCCAACGUGUACCUGCAUGACGGGCACCCUUGUCAGGGGGUGGACGGCUACUGCUACAAUGGCAUCUGUCAGACCCACGAGCAGCAGUGCGUCACACUCUGGGGACCAGGUGCUAAACCUGCCCCCGGGAUCUGCUUCGAGAGAGUCAACUCUGCAGGUGACCCUUAUGGCAACUGUGGCAAAGACUCUAAGAGUUCCUUUGCCAAAUGCGAGAUGAGAGAUGCUAAAUGCGGAAAAAUCCAGUGUCAAGGAGGGGCCAGCAGGCCCGUCAUUGGUACCAAUGCCGUUUCCAUAGAAACGAAUAUCCCACUGCAGGAAGGAGGUCGAAUUCUGUGCCGCGGGACCCACGUGUACUUGGGCGAUGACCUGCCAGACCCCGGGCUUGUGCUUGCUGGCACCAAGUGUGCAGAUGGAAAAAUCUGCCUCAAUCGUCGGUGUCAAAACAUAAGCGUCUUCGGUGUUCAUGAAUGUGUGAUGCAGUGCCACCAGAGAGGGGUGUGUAACAACCGGAAGAACUGCCACUGUGAGGCCCACUGGGCGCCUCCCUUCUGUGACAAGUUUGGCUUCGGGGGAAGCACAGACAGCGGCCCUGUCCGGCGAGCAGAUCACCAAGGUCUAACCAUAGGAAUUCUGGUGACCAUCCUGUGUCUUCUUGCUGCUGGAUUUGCAGUUUAUCUCAAAAGGAAGACAUUAAUACACCUGCUGUUUACAGAUAAAAAAACCACCAUUGAAAAGCUAAGGUGUGUGCGCCCUUCGAGGCCAUCCCGCGGCUCCCACCCUGGUCAGGCUCACCUCAGCCACCUCAGCAAAGGCCUGAUGAGGAAGCCGUCACAUUCCAAUAUGUUGAAGGACAAUACCAGGAGGUGGUCCCCGUGUCAGAACGUUGACAUCAGUGGGCCCCUCCAAGCCCAUGAUGCCCCUGUGGCUGGUUCACCUCAGCGAGUGCUCCCGCCCCUCCAGAAGGCUCCUCGCGCACCCCUCGUCCCCGCCAGACCCCUGCCGGCCAACCCUGCGCUCCGGCAGGCCCAGGGAACUCGUAAGCCAAACCCUCCUCAGAAGCCUCUGCCUGCAGAUCCUUUGAACAAGACCAGCCGGCUCGCCAGAGCCUCAGCCAGGACCUUGGGACAGCAGGAGGCUGAGCGGCUCCACCUGGUGCCCCUCAGACCCGCUCCUAAACACCCCCAUCAAGCGCCCAGACCCCCCCACGCCGCCUACACCAAGUGAGAAGCAAGUCGACACCUUUUUUUCGACAGUGAAGACAGAAGUUUGCACUAUCGUUCAACUCCAGUUGGAGUUCGUUUUUUGUACCAACUUUUAGGAUUUUUUUUUUAAUGUUUAAAACACCAUUAUUCUCCGAACUUUGAGCUACUGCCGCUGGUGCUGUGCUAUGGUGCUCUGUAUACUUGCUCAGGUACUUGUAAAUUAUUAAUUUAUGCGAAAUGCUGGCUACAGCGCAGUGCGCUGUGGGAGGCAUUUUUACCAUCACUGAGUUUUCCGUGGAAGGAAGGCUUGUGUGCUUUCAGUAGUUAGUGAACUUGAAAUAUCUUGCUUUAUGGGAUUCUGGACAGGAGGUUGACUUUUUGAUCGAGGCUUUAUUGGCAGAACGGUUCCCCAACUAUCCACGGCUGUGGUUAUGGCGCAGACCCAGCUCAGGAGACCCCAGGUAGAACCUUGAGUGAUUCUCUGGAACCCCUGAUCUCAGCCCAGAGCCAGGGGCUUCAAGUCCAGGCUGGGCUGGGCUGGGCUUUCUGUGAGCCCGGGCCUCAGCCCACCAGCAGCCACGCCUUAAAGCUCCAGGAUAGGAAGGCAGGCUCUGGCUUCUGACCAGGACGGUCUGGAGAGAACCUGAGUAGCAGAAAGGAAUUUUAAGGUGUGGCCACACCAGGGCAGAAACUUGACCUUGAGCUCGCAGGCUGUGAGCACAUUUGAAGAGCAGGCCAAGACCGUUGCUUUACAGAAACACUGCCCUUCCCACCAUGCUGGCUUCGGCACCUUAUUUAGAUGGGGAAGGGGGGCGUUUGUACAAGCAGGCUACUGCCCAGGCACUGCAAACCUCCGGCCCGCUGUACUGUUUGGAGCUGAGCAAAUUACAGUACAAGGAUUCUGCGUUCAGACAGACAGAGGCGGCUUUCCAUGAGACCAUAACUAUUUUCAGAUGUGAACCAGUAACCAGAUCUAGUGAAUCAAUGCUGUAGAUAAAAAUUAGGCAGACUCCCUAUGCCCACAGAAACUACAACCAAAUGGAACCCCGUGUGGCAGGCGGAGUCUGCCAUCCAAGUUACUAGUCAGUUAUUUAGGGGGCGUUCUAUGUUCCCAGCUUGGCUGUGGGAAUCUCUGAGAGAUACUUUUAGCAUAAGGUCUGAAUCCUUUUUUUAAACCCUCACAACCUACCUGUUGAGCGUCGCAGAAUGUGAUAAGGAGAUCAAUUUCCUAAUCCUAAACAUUCAUGAAAUGCGGUCCUGGGUAGCAGCCCCUUCAACCUUUUACUCUUCCAAUGUCUGACUGGGGAGCCGUUUUCACAUUAGAAGGCAGUUGACAACAGUUCCGUAAUUCACUGAGUGUUUUAUGAUAAAGACUUCAGCUGGGGUCAUUUCCACGGUUUUCCAAUGCCUUGAAGCGGACACAAAAUAUACCAAGAAUCGGUUUGCCUUCCGGAAAACAAGACUGCAUUGAACUCUCCCGGUGUCCUCCACUGUAUCUAGGCAACAUAGUAUUCAUGAUCGCAGAUAAACUAAAUAAAUCCAUGUCACAAACACACAAAAGGGAGCCCAGUUCUACUACAUUCCAUCAUACAAUUAUUAACUUCUUGAAAAGGCAAAGCCAUGUUAGAAAGUAUUACUGUUGUUGAAUACCUACAGAAUUACUGUAACUGAGAGUACAUUUGGGAACUGUAUCAAGGCCAAAACACAUGCUGUUGAAACGUUUACAGAAUUUUUAUGGUGCAUUUAUGUGGGUAUUAUCUUUACAGAUGCCCAGAUCUUUAGAUCUGUCAUUUUAGCCCCUCCUCCUAUUGUGAGGAAGAGGAUGUGAAGUUUGUCUUUUGUCUUUUUUUUUUUUUUUUUAAAUCCUUAGCUAGAAUUCCUGUGCUUCCAUUUCAGAGAACCAGGAAUAUUUUGGUAUUAAAAAAGGGUAACGCUGUGAUCUUACACCAUGUCAUCAAUGGCCAUUUAGGGGCUGCAGUGGAUGACACAUUCCUAUCUCUACAGUACAGAUUGCAUUUACAGAGCCUUGCAAGUUAUUUCUGGAUAAGAACAUGUUUAAGCCUAACAUCCCCUGACCAAUAUGCAGAUAUUAAAGGAACAAUACUUCCAAGAUGCAGAACCUAUCAAAUGAAGCAUUUUAGCAAUAAGCUCCAUUUUAAUAUAACUUAGGAAAAGAGCCAGGGUUUUUUUUUGGGGGGGGGAGGUGUACCUCUCCCUUUUUAUAUCGUUAUAGAUGUGAAAACAAAAAAAUCAAUACUUAUAUUUCCAUGGCAGUCUAUUUUUAAUAUUUUUAAAGGUUCUAUAGGCGUGCAUAAGGGUUGGUUUGAGUUAAUAAGGCCAUCACUGAGAAAUUUAACAUGUCUAGACCCAAAAUAGGCCCUGAGGGUAGUCACUUUUUUCUUCCCCCUGUCUUGUUAUAGUUGUAGGUUACAUGACCCCACUUACUGGGAAGUAUAGGGCUAAUUUUCCAGGCAUGCUCUUUAAAAGUUUAUCUCCUGAAUUUUUUGGUAACAGUUUGUUUUCCUGACACAUGGAAUCAGAUGUGUAGCAACCAAGAGAAACAAUGCAUAACAUUUUCCAUUGUCCAAAUAUGCAUACAGAGGUUACACUUCCCAGUGUGAAUUUUUCCAGCUUACACAUGUGGGAUGACAUCACAGAAACCACAAAAGCAACAAAUUAAACUACAUGAGCAUAAAUACUCCUGACUGGUCUCAGAGGAGACAUUUUUUAUGCCUUCUUAACUUUAUUACGAAUUCUCAGGCUGAAACCAUAGGCCAUUGUUCUCCCGCAAAUCAAUACAACACAAUCGCUGUAUCCCCUCAAAGAGAAACAGCAAAAACUCUGAUCCAUGUGAAGCUGCUCUUAGGAGCCUGUGAUCUCCCCUGGUGCUGCAGAGAGCCUGGUGCUGGGCCAGCUAGAACGCCCGAGCACCUUCCUGCCAUCUCUCAGUUGAUGUUUACUAAGCAUUCUGAGCCAAUACGACCCUGACAACUAAAAGGGCAAGAUGCCUGGGCAGCUGAGCUGGAUCUUUCUCACGAAACCUGACCCCUUGGCAGUCUUUCCUCAUGAGGCUGAUUUCAUUGAGAACUUCUGCAACGGAGGGCUCCCUUCGGUGUUCUGGAAGCAGCAAGCCCAGGGCAGACUCGCUCUGGAGCUCCUUCCUCCCUGCCAUCAGUAGGACCCCAGCUAACCACAAGUGACCCAGAUAAACAGGAUACCAACCCUCCCCAGAAGUCUCACGGUGCCGUGCUGACCCCCAGAUGGGACUUCACACGCUAUGGCUGACUGGUGGGAGACACUGCAGCUGCCAUCUUUUGUCCUCCCCACCACCCCAGAGGCCUGCCCCAGGCUGCUACAGUCACUUCCCCCAUGACUCAGGAACAUACACACGUCGGACACAAGCAGCUGAGGCUAGUACGUCUGCCUCUUAGCACCCAGAGGCCGGUCCCUUUUCCACACCAAACCUAGUGCUGAUGCCCCUCCGUGUGACAAAUCUCUGCCUUCAGAGCUCCUGUAGGUCAGCCCGAGUAGGGGCUGGGGCAGGGUGUGGCUACCCCACCAGCCCAGCCACUGGACGCACAAAGCCCACCCUUCUCCAGAGUGGCAGCUCAGAACAAGCCCACCAGCGACGCCCCAGCUUUGAAUCCAGCAGAGCGCUUCCCACAGGCACAUCACCCCUACCCCCAGAAAAUCAGUUAAUCUCCGAUGGCACAAUUCUCUUGACUCACUCUACAGUUUCUGUUGACAUCUCUUCCUCGAAAACCUAUUUGGAAACUCGGAUAGUGAUACAAGUUACACACCAGGAAAGAUCAGUGAGCCCCAGGCUAAGAACCAUUUCUGUGCAGUGAGGAUGCUUCCAGAAGCCAUUUACCUACACACGGAUGGAAAUCCCCUCCUUACACUUGGGACAGCACUAGCAGCUGACAGUCCAGCCCUAAGAGCCUGUUGCAUAGGAGAAAAACUAGGAGACAAAAUACUGCAUAUAAAAUUGUUAUAACAUUCAAUAAUGGGUAGUGAUAGCCUGGAGAUUUACCACACAGUGAAAGGAAUUCUCAGUGAGCUUCAGCUCUUCCAGGUCAAAUAGUCGAAUAGUCUGGAACCCAUCCUGAUUUUCCACAUCAUCAGCAAAAAACCUGUCUUACGCUCCCCGUGAGUUUCCUUCCAGAAAAUAAUUUAUUCAGUCCUCAAUUUAAGCGCAGUUUAAAUCCAGACAAAAUAAUAAAUAGCUUGUGAUUUUUUCAGUUUCACAAAGAAGCAGAAUGACAUCCAAGUUCAUGGCCUAUAAGCAAGCAUGUAAGUAGGGCAAUGAUAGAAAAAAAAAGUAUCAAAUUGGAAAGACAGAAAAUCCUCUAAGAGUCCAAGGCAAGACGAGGAAUGGCAGACCUUCUAUCAGGUUGAAUUGGGAGGUUGUGGGGAAGACCCAUGGUUUGAGCGUGUCUGGCAACUGUUAAGUAAAACUCUUGAACACUAAGCUGCAGGCCACUCAGCACAGCACACUUACAGCUACGAAAUAGACCAGUUCCUUAAGUUCAUCGUGCUUCGUCCGUUUAUAAUGCUUCAGUCGGCUAAGUUGUUUUUUUUUCCACAUACCUUUCACGUUACAGUCUGUUGCUUUUGUACACAUUUCUCAUAUUGGGGUUCUACAGGUAACAACCUGCUAUUUCCGUAGAGAAAGCCAUUGUUAAGAAAAGAAUAUUAUAUCCAAUAAAUGGUAUCCAGGUAAAUAUAAA
Leptonychotes weddellii (Weddell seal) is the source of this 7093-nucleotide messenger RNA. The record is from RefSeq and is a predicted model, not a curated record. NCBI's taxonomy places the organism in Eukaryota, Metazoa, Chordata, Mammalia, Carnivora, Phocidae.